AGUGGCCAGUGAUCGUCAGUAAUUUCAAUUGGUCAUCAUCGUUUAGGUUAGAGAAGUUAUUUAAACUGCUCAGGACAGCUAAAAAAUGCCGAGUCAAGAAGUUGUUACUACAAAAGUAGUAGUCCAUCCUUUAGUUUUAUUAAGUGUGGUGGAUCAUUUUAAUCGUAUGGGAAAAAUUGGAAAUCAGAAAAGAGUGGUUGGUGUUCUUCUUGGUUGUUGGAGAGCGAAAGGUGUCUUAGAUGUGUCAAACAGUUUUGCAGUACCUUUCGACGAAGAUGAUAAGGAUAAAAGCGUGUGGUUCCUUGACCACGAUUAUCUUGAAAACAUGUAUGGAAUGUUUAAAAAAGUAAAUGCUCGAGAAAAAGUAGUAGGUUGGUAUCACACAGGACCUAAACUACAUCAAAAUGAUGUUGCAAUCAAUGAACUGAUCAGAAGAUACUGCCCAAAUUCUGUAUUAGUUAUUAUAGAUGCUAAACCAAAAGAUUUAGGUCUUCCUACUGAAGCAUAUCAAGCAAUAGAAGAAGUACAUGAUGAUGGUUCACCAACAUCUAAAACAUUUGAGCAUAUACCUAGUGAAAUUGGUGCUGAAGAAGCCGAAGAAGUUGGAGUAGAGCAUUUAUUACGUGAUAUUAAGGAUACAACAGUUGGUACACUUAGUCAACGUAUCACAAAUCAACUUCUUGGGUUGAAGGGUCUUCAUGAGCAGAUAAGAGAAAUUAGGGAUUAUUUAUUACAAGUUGGUAAUGGUAAAUUACCAAUAAAUCACCAAAUUGUUUACCAAUUACAAGAUAUAUUUAAUUUACUACCAGAUAUGACACAGAGUAGUUUUGUGGAUUCAUUAUAUGUUAAAACAAACGAUCAAAUGUUGGUAGUAUAUUUAGCAGCACUUGUCAGAUCUAUAGUCGCUCUUCAUAAUUUGAUUAAUAAUAAGUUGACCAAUCGUGAUGCAGAAAAGAAAGAAAUGGACAAGAAAGAAGCUAAAAAAGAUGAGAAAAAAGAAGAAGAUAAAAAAGAUGAAAAAGAAAAAGGAAAAACUAAAAGUCAAUGAAUAAGAAGUGUUAUAUCUCCAUAAAGAGAAAAAUCCGUUAAAAUCAUUAAAGCUAAGAAUAAUUAUUAGUUUCGCAUAUGUAAAUAGCGAUGCUUGUUUAUAAUUUCUACAUAAUGAAUUUGUCUUUUGCAAAAAAUCAACAGAAAUGAACUAUUAGAUUAUUAUAGAAUGGUGCAGUUAACCAUUUUCAGGCUUUCGAAAUCAUCAUAAUUCCGUAUUAAUUAUAUCAAAUAAAAAUAUAUAGGUUCUCUUGUAAAUGCCACAUAAACCUUGUUAUUACAAUUUCAGUGUAGUAUGUGACGUUAUAUGAAAUGAAGUGGUCUAUAGAAAAUGUGGAAAUGAAGACUAAUUAUAGUUGAUACAUGAUUCACUCAUACAUAAUUAUAUGCUGUUUUCCUCCAGUUGAAAAAUGAUCAUAUUAGAAAAUUAAUUAUAUGAAUUACUUGA
Vespula pensylvanica (western yellowjacket) is the source of this 1495-nucleotide messenger RNA. RefSeq names its product 26S proteasome non-ATPase regulatory subunit 7 (gene Rpn8). Gene Ontology annotation, molecular function: protein binding; metallopeptidase activity. The transcript is spliced from 5 exons. Lineage: Eukaryota; Metazoa; Arthropoda; Insecta; Hymenoptera; Vespidae. Gene Ontology annotation, biological process: proteasome-mediated ubiquitin-dependent protein catabolic process. The record is from RefSeq and is a predicted model, not a curated record. Bases 86 to 1048 code for a protein of 320 amino acids. Gene Ontology annotation, cellular component: proteasome regulatory particle; proteasome complex.